AUGGCUCAUAAAACACCAUACUAUUGCAUUUUCACACUCUUUAUGUUGUCUACUUAUUUUGUGCCAAUUUUUGGUGACACAAAUGGUCAAAUUUUGAUAAGGUUCAAAAGCUUUUUGUCUAAUAACAAUGCUUUAAACAAUUGGGUUGAUGAGUCUAAUCUAUGCAAUUGGGCUGACACAUUGUUGGAAUUGACAAACUUGGUUAGUUUUAGUGUCAUGAAUAAUUCAUUUGAGGGUCCAAUGCCUGAGUUCAAAAAGCUUGUGAAGUUAAGGGGAUUGUACUUGUCUAAUAAUAAAUUUUCUGGUGAAAUUUUAGAUAAUGGUUUUGAGGGUAUGGUGAAUCUUAAAAGGGUAUUUUUGGCAGGAAAUGAAUUUAAUGGUCAUAUUCCUUUUUCACUUACUUCUUUGACUAGACUUUUGGAUUUAGACUUGCAUGGUAAUAGUUUUGGAGGUAAUAUACCUGAAUUUCAACAGAAUUUUUUCAGAAUUUUUGAUUUGUCUAACAAUCAAUUGGAGGGACAAAUACCAAUUAGCUUAAGCCAUGAGCCCUUAACCUCAUUUUCAGGCAAUAAAGGCCUGUGUGGGAAACCUUUGAAUCCAUGCAACAUUUCUCCAACCAAAUCUAAUGUGCAUCCCAAUUCACCUCCUUCAAACUCAAAGAAAUAG
Vicia faba (fava bean) is the source of this 666-nucleotide messenger RNA. The record is from the annotation of a GenBank genome assembly. Lineage: Eukaryota; Viridiplantae; Streptophyta; Magnoliopsida; Fabales; Fabaceae.